AUGCGAGCGCGGAUUAACAUGCCUGUCUUGGGAGAUAAAUGCAUGCCUCCGGCAGUGGUGGCUGCUCCUCGAGGUGAAUGUUGGUUGUCUUCUUGCACGGAGGCGACGUUGUGUGAAAAAAAUCGUUACCGUUAUAAGUAUCAUGGUGCAUGUUUGAGAGCUGUACAACUGAGCAAAAUAUUUGUCACGUUUGAUGUAUUCCAGGUCCUGUACCACGCAGAGUUCGAGAAGGCGAAGGGGAAGUUCACACAGGUUGCCGAUGAUCCUGAAACACUCCGCAUCAAACAGAAUUCAAAGAUAAUCAGCAAUGUCGCGUACCAUGGUGAAUUGGAGAAGAAAGCUGCAAUGGAGAAACAGAGGUUGAUGAAAGGUGAGAAUGGAGAGAAAGCAAAUUCAGAUGAUGGAGAAGAUCCUGCUGGUCGACACCUCUAUCAAUUGUGGGUGUGUACAUGUUGCUUGAAUCUGGUGAAUAACAAGAAACUUUACCAUCCUACCAUAGUGGAGGACCUCCUUCCUCCAUCCAACCACCACCAUGUACCAGCAGCAGCGCCACCCCCUCAGCAGCAGCCGCCGCCUCCAUCAACAGCAGCUCCUAAUGUGCCAAUGAUGUAUUCCCAAGUCCCGGUGCAUCAGCCGGGUAAAAUAUCAGACUACGACCCUCUUUCGGAUCAGCCCAGGAAUUCCCCGUACAGUGCGCGUCAAAGUGCAACAUUGAUCUACACCUCUGAUCGUGGUCCAGUAACAGCACCUCUUACACGACAAGUUGGCUCCAUAGCUGAUCUCGAUCCAGUUAAUGACUAUUAUGGCUCCCUCUCUGCUGAUUUCCGUGGGUCACAAUCGACAGCCUCUAGUGGUAAUUACGUCAAUAAUAAUCAUCAUCCACAUCAGCAGGCCUCGCAGAUGACUGCAGCACAAAACCACACCACCACCCCACAGAACUCUGGUCGGAUGUAUCGUGCACUUUAUGACUAUGAUGCCCAAGAUGAAGAUGAAGUCUCGUUCCGUGAUGGCGAUCUAAUCAUUAACUGUACAGCUAUAGAUGAAGGCUGGAUGACAGGUCUUGUGCAGCGAACAGGACGUACUGGCAUGCUGCCAGCUAACUAUGUGGAAUCUGCAAACUGACACCAUUUUCUAUUCAUCCAUUCCUUCACAGCAAGUGCCUUGCAAGUGUGAAAAUCUCUCAUUUAAACAAUUCAUCUUAUCAUUCCAAAUUGCAUUUAUAUUUAACUAGGAAGAUCUUUUUAUGUAUUCAGUUCAUAUAUAAUCUGUUUGUUCAAACAUGUUUUCUACCAACAUACCAAAUUGAGUGCUGGAUAUGUAAAUGCAAGUAAUAUUUUAUAGUUUUGCUACCUGCAAGCGACAAUUAUUAUAAAUAAAAAUAAUUAAGUGUUGAAAUGUAGAACAAUUGCAAAAUGUGCAAUUCAAAAGUGUGUUGAUUAUAUGGAUUGAAAAACGCAUUCUUGGAAGUAUUAAUUAUUGCAGGGAUUCUGCUGUAUACUUGCACAACUGUUCACAAAUGAUUACAAAAUUUUUACAUUAAUAAUUCUGUUGGAAGUAUAUUUGACAAAAAAUAACUUAAUAAUUUGCAGACAAAAUAAAAUAUGCAUGUCUCUUAUUUUCUGAAUCAUAUUUAUGUAUUUUUUCUUCAAAACAUGCAGGCCUACUUGUAUUCAGUACAGACUUGAUAGUAUCUCAACAUAUGCGAAAUUCAAUUUCUUUAAAUGAUCUGUUAUUUUGUCUCCAAAUCUUGUUUACAUCCCUUAGCAUGCAUAACAACAUGCACCUGGGCUUUCAUUUAUUGAAUUACAUAAAGAGUUGGUUUAAAUUUAGAUCAAGAAAUUUGCAUACUGUAUGUGAGGCAUGAAAAUGCAGUGCUCAAAAUUUUUGUGAUAAUUUUUUUACUGCUAAAUAAAAAUGUUCUGAACAGAAAUCGACACUUUCUGGACAGUCAUUCAAUCUAUAAUGGUCAUAAUAAAUUAUAUGCCUUAGAAAUUCUGGGUAUAUCAGGAGUAAAGACAUAUAAUUGUAUGACAGGUAGGUUUAACUGAUAUUGAAUUGUCAAAUUUGCGAAAAAACACUACUCGAAGCUGUUCCAAUUUUUUUUUCCUAUUAGAAAAAGUAAAUGUGCUUUGAUAUGUAUGUUCUAAAAGUCAUGUUAAUUAGUUCUCAGUUUUUAUUUGUGCCCAGUUAUAUGGCUAUAUGUAAUUUUAUGUUCAAUGAAAAACUUGUAUUUAUUGAUGGUUGCAUAUAAACUGUGUAUAAAAAUAAGUUCCUGGCUUCCUUCUGCAGUCAAAUGGAAAAGGGAAUGGAAGGGUGGAAAACUCUCAAAUUAUUAUAAACAUAAUAAUAGAAGCCCAAAGAAGCCAUAUGUUAAAAUUUUCUUUGUAACAUAGACUAACAUCUUUUAACUGAUGUGGAGAGAUGGGACUUGCCCUCUUUCUCAAAGCAUAUAUAAGAGUGGAUAUUUUGUUUGUAUUAAAAAAUUAUGAAAUCUGAAAAUAUGUAGUGUAGUUGUAAAUGAAUUAUAUGUAUUGUUUAUGUGAGAAGAUAAGGAUAAGAUGUUCUAAUCUUUUGUGGGCUAAAUUUCCUAAAUCUGUAAUUUUACUGCCCAAUUUCUACAAAAGAAUAGUGCUGGGCGCUUGUGCACCAAAAGAAUGUUAUACAUAAGUUGCUAUUGUUAAUAUUUCACAUUUUGCAGAAAUUUUGUAACCUUUCUUUUCAUAUUUGUUGUCUGAUUGGAUUUGAGAUCUGACGUUCUGGUGAGAUCUUGGAAGUUGCAGCUUGUAAAGCACACAUUCUAAAUGGUGUGCUUGUUAGAUUAUAAGGCUGUUGUAACUUUUUUAGAAUUAAAUACAAUACCUAUAUAUAUAUAAAUAUAUAUAUAAAUAUACAUAUGUGUACAUAUG
Molecule: messenger RNA, 2906 nt
Organism: Gryllus bimaculatus (two-spotted cricket)
Lineage: Eukaryota; Metazoa; Arthropoda; Insecta; Orthoptera; Gryllidae
Source: the annotation of a GenBank genome assembly